Tachysurus fulvidraco (yellow catfish) is the source of this 1948-nucleotide messenger RNA. Its product is annotated as tumor necrosis factor receptor superfamily member 14-like. Bases 257 to 922 code for a protein of 221 amino acids. NCBI's taxonomy places the organism in Eukaryota, Metazoa, Chordata, Actinopteri, Siluriformes, Bagridae. Gene Ontology annotation, cellular component: external side of plasma membrane. Gene Ontology annotation, biological process: defense response to Gram-positive bacterium; defense response to Gram-negative bacterium; positive regulation of peptidyl-tyrosine phosphorylation. The record is from RefSeq and is a predicted model, not a curated record. Gene Ontology annotation, molecular function: protein binding. The transcript has 8 exons.
CUAUUGUAUCUGGGUAAAACGAAGCCCGCCUGGUCACGCUCCGUAGGGUAAGACGCAAAUGGAAAAAAAAGCAUAUCCUGGAAUUGUUCAGCAUCAUCCUCGUUCACCCACAGAGAAAACCACUGGAGCUACGAGCAUCACUUUGAGCACAGAGUGGCAGAAAUGGCAAGAAACACCAGAAGAAAAAGUAGAAGAACGCAUCCGGUGUUUGUGGUUGGAAUAAUUUGAAUGAAACUUCCGCAUAACAUUUUAAAUAAUGCGGUACGUGUUUCUGACACUUUUGUACAUAUUCGGUAUAUGUGCUGUCUUCACAUAUGGAGAGAAAUGUGGACAAAGUGAAUAUCUAUCAGCAGCUGAUGAAUGCUGUCCUAUGUGUGCUAUGGGAUCAGUGGUUAUGAAAGACUGCCAUGGUGAUUACAGUACAACAUGCAAACCUUGUGCUAAAGGAACAUUUAUGAAUGAACCGAAUGGAUUACAAAAUUGUUUUCAGUGUAAAAUCUGUGAAAACGGCCUUUUUAUUUCACAAGACUGUACAACAAUGGAGGAUACAGUCUGUGGGGUGUUGGAUGGAUAUUAUUGCAAGCAUUUUGCAGAUAACAGAAAUGAUUGUUCUCUUGCAAUAAAACACAGUAAAUGUAAACCGGGGGGACAAAUAAACACUCCAGGUACAAAGGCAUCAGAUAUCGUUUGUGAGCCCUGUUCUCCAGGGUUUUAUUCUCCUGAAGGUGUGAUCUGCUCUAAAUGGACAGACUGUUCGGUCAGAAAUGAGAUUGAGGUUGAAGAAGGCACUUCCAUUAAAGAUGUUCAAUGCAAACCACAAAGGAACAGAUAUGUUCUCAUAGCAGCUUUUCUCCCAACUGCAGUUGUUUUACUGUCACUUCUAGUUCCAUGUUUGAGUCAAAGAAAAGCAGUCAGAAGUUGAUUUAUAUUAAAUGUAAGUGCACAAAAAUGUUUUGAUUCUUGAAUUACAGAAGCAGUAAAGUCUCUUUGCCAUUCUUUUAUUUGUUUAUUUUUUUUAACUAAACCUGGUUGUAUUAGAUGUGUUUUCAGGCACUUGUUCAUUUGUUUCUUUUUAUUGACUGCAAACAGAAAUCAAUCGAAGGUUCCAUACAGCUUUGUUUUGAUGCAGCUGAUAUCGAUUUGUGAAAUUUGUUUCAUAGAAAAUGUUUAUUUGGAAUUGACUUUACUUGAAUUUUCUUUUUUAUAUUUCUUUUAAAUUUCGUCCUAUUAUACAUGAAGGUCAACACAGUAGUCUCAAAUUAUGAUGAUUAAUUACGAUGAAUCAGCUGUCUUUGUAGAUUUCUUUUUUUUUUUUUUUUUUUUGUGCUUAUAGAGUUCUGUAAAGGAAUUAGGUUUUAGGUUUCUUAAUGAGGGGCCUAAUCACUGCCAACUUGAACGAUUUAGGGACGUAACCUAAAGAUAGUGAGGUGCUAAUAAUAUUAAGAAGAGGCUCACCAGCUGUAUGUAACACUUCUUUCAGUAAUUUAGUUGUGGGAUCUAGUGAACAAGUUGUUGAUUUAGCUGUAGUAAUAAUAAUAGUCUGUUCUAUAGGUAGUGUGUACAGUAUGACGUAAUGGUCUGUGAUGUCAUCAAAAUGAGGUGCACGUGAAACCAUGAGUUACUUCACAAGGAUGUUGUUUUUUACUAAAGCACCAGCUCGAUGAAUGGACAAAUAAGACUUUUUUAUUCUGAAACCCAAAAAAAGAACUUGACUUAUUUUUUUAUUAUUAUUAGUGCACUCUUUACAGGACUCUUGACUCAUUUUGGGAGAGCAGAAAUGUUUUUUAUUGUAAAAUACAAAAUUGUGUAAAAAAAAAAUGCAGAAGUAUGUCAUCUGGAAUCCAACUUUUAGCUUUUGUGAGGAAAACUUAGUGUUAGUAAAAAAAAAUAUAUAUAUAUAUAUAUAUAUAUAUAUAUAUAUAUAUAUAUAUAUAUAUAUAUAUAUAUA